AGUUUUUUUUUUGCUCACGCACUGCGGUCACACUGGACAAAAUCAGCUUGGCGCUUUUACUUCAAGAACAUUAAAAAUGUUUCCUCUAAACAGCGAUAUUAAUAUCCAAUCUCAAAAUUACUAUUUUAAGAAUUGGAUUGCCUAUACAGAGGAUCACGUUCCAGUGCAGAAAAUAUAUAUUAGUAAAGUGCCGUCACAGCUCAAGAAAAGCGCACUGAGGGCACAUUUGGAGAUAUAUGGAAAUGUGCUGGAAAUGAAAAUAUCCAAGACCAAAAAGGAAAAGUCCUCAGAAGGUUAUGCAUUAUAUGAAACCGCAAAGCAGGCAGCCAAGUCUCUCCAUAGUCCGAUUCACCAUGUAAACGGCCACAGGUUCCAUGUGCAGGCUGGCGACAGCUGGCUGCAGCCGGAAGCCUACGGUAGCCCAUCAGAAUCUGUAGACCUGCUGCCUGGCGAGGAAGCACCUAUCAUGCGGUUGAAUGAUUACUGCCUGGAGCUCAUCCUAGAGAACCUGGAGUUCGUGGCGGACCAAAUUCGCUUCGCCAGAACCUGUCAGCGGUUCAGGGCCGUCUAUGAAAUGGCAUCACGCCGAAUGCAUAGCAUAGCCGAUACGUACGAUUUAUUUGACGCUACCGUUUGGGAAAUGACCGACUUUUUUAAGCUGUCUGGAUCAAAUUUGGAAGCCUUUGACACCGUCGUUGAAACAACACAUCAAGAAAAGCUAUACGCUCUUCUGGGGGAACACUGCCCAAAUCUGACCACUCUAGAUUUGUGGAACAGCCCGGAUAUAGAGAGUAAUGCUCACAAAAUAUUUCCCAAGUUGGGAAAACUGGAGGAGCUUCAAGUAGCGGGAACGGAUCUGCACGACAGCUCGAUAGAGUCGCUUAAGAACCUCAAUAACCUAAAAAUACUUGAUGCCAGCUCUACUCACCUGAGGGGACAAACCAUGGAUAAAUUGCCUUCCUCAAUAGAAGAGUUAUCGCUGAAUAGGUGUCACUAUUUCAAUAUGGAGAAUUUACCAAAGAUUUGCAAGAAGCUAACAAAACUAAAGGAGCUCAACAUUCUAAAUGUUGAGCUCUUGCCUAGGACUAUUGGACAAACUUUGAUUCGGCAAAAUUGUUUUCCCUCUCUAGAGAUAAUACGCAUAACCGUUUUUAGUAAUGAUCCUUAUGACUUCGUGGCUCGUAUACCCAAGUUAAAACAUCUAUCGAUCUAUAAUCCGAAAACCGUUCCUGAAUACAUAGGAUUGUCUCUUUUUGUACAGUUGGUGAAGCGGAAGUCGGAGAAACUAGAGCGAUUAGAUAUAAUCGGCCCUUACAUGUUGAAUCAACAACAGAUGCACCAAAUAACUAAGUUAGCUGGACUACGAAUCCUGCUUUUGCCUUACAUCGAAACAUUAGACGAUGAAGUACUGGCAAAGUUUGCCGAUUUAAAAAAUCUGGAGCGCAUACACAUCAGCGCGUCUUCUAAAGUAAGCGAUGCUGCGAUUCUAGGCCUGUUUUGCGCCUGUCCCAUGCUGAGCAUAGUGGGGCUGCAGGAUCGCACAUGGAGCGACAAGCUGGUUAAGGGAAUUGAGAAGAAAGUACGUGAAGAAACUAAAUAUAAGGAGAUGAAAAGGGUUUUGCCCAUCAAACUGAUGUCCUUCAAGAAACAACAUGAGGGUGAAAUCCAAUCUCAGGACAUUGUUGGCUCGAAAUCAAAUCCGGAUGAUGUCGUUCAAUUAAUUAACACGGAAACGAAGGGCGGAGGAUUGCCCUUUGACUAUGACUUCGAGGGCUGCGAUGAUGAUGAUUUCGAAGAAAAAUAUUGGUCCGAAGAUGAGCAAGGCUACGAUGAUUACUAUGGCGAUAGUAUGAGCGAUUAUUUCUUUAUUUCAUAUAAUUUGGGUGUUUUUAAAAUGCACUUUUAG
Messenger RNA from Drosophila bipectinata, 1906 nucleotides. RefSeq lists its product as uncharacterized. The record is from RefSeq and is a predicted model, not a curated record. Gene Ontology annotation, molecular function: RNA binding. NCBI's taxonomy places the organism in Eukaryota, Metazoa, Arthropoda, Insecta, Diptera, Drosophilidae. Gene Ontology annotation, cellular component: cytoplasm.